GCGUCGCCGUGCACGCGAGAAACCUCCAGGAUGAUGACCGAUCUGGAAUAUGCGCGGCUGUACCUCAGCCUGCAGAUCAACGAGGCAGUGUCCUGGUGGUGUUUCUACAUUCGCGAGAUCUCGUGGCAGCUACUCAUCGCCCUGCUGGCAUACCUCUGCGUCUGCAUCUUCCUCUAUGCGAUUCUCAAACGGGUGGGCCAUGCCGCCUGGCAGCUACCGGGACCACCCAGCAGACUCCUCCUGGUCACCGCUCAUCCCGACGACGAGGUGAUGUUCUUCGGACCGCUGGUCUACUGGCUAGCGCGUACCAAGGCUAGCGAGAUCUACCUGCUCUGCUUAUCUAUGGGUGGAGAUCGAAGGAGGACAGACGAGCUGUGGGCGUGCACAAGGGUGUUGGGAAUCCCAGAGGCUAACGUGACGAUCAUCAUGAGCAGCGAAUUGCCAGACGAUCAAGAUGUGCAGUGGCCAACAGACACGGUCGCGGAGAGCAUUCUCCAAUACGUAGAAAUGUAUAAAAUCAAUGCUGUCGUGACGUUCGACAAAUACGGAGUGAGCCGGCAUAAGAAUCAUAUCUCCUUGUAUUUUGCGAUCGCCGCGUUGUGUAUAGAAAAAAUACCUCCUUAUUGCAAACUGUAUGUGUUAGAGUCCGUUAAUAUAAUCAGGAAGUACAUUCAACUCUUAGAUUUGCCCAUCAGUCUACUCUCAGCCUCGUAUUGGUAUCUGGUGACGUAUGAACAGAAGCGAACGAUCAAAAGUGCUAUGGCCGCACACAAGUCUCAAUAUGUCUGGUUUCGAAAAUUGUACAUGAUCUUUUCGCGAUAUACGUUCAUCAACACUCUUCAAGAAGUCAGUGCCCUCGAUCUGGAGCUGGAUCUCCAGUUCGACGAGGACUGAGCAUUGCUCGACGAACGAAGAAAUGUACAAAAUAUAAUAUUAACUGUACAUACUUUGUCUACCAGUGAAUAUUACGUUAAUGUAAAUUAUAUGAAAUGAAAACUACGUACCAAAGUAAUUAACACGAAAACUUUGAAAUAUAUAGAGCCAUACUUGAUAAGC
Pogonomyrmex barbatus (red harvester ant) is the source of this 1056-nucleotide messenger RNA. RefSeq names its product phosphatidylinositol glycan anchor biosynthesis class L (gene PIG-L). Gene Ontology annotation, molecular function: N-acetylglucosaminylphosphatidylinositol deacetylase activity. The record is from RefSeq and is a predicted model, not a curated record. NCBI's taxonomy places the organism in Eukaryota, Metazoa, Arthropoda, Insecta, Hymenoptera, Formicidae. Gene Ontology annotation, cellular component: endoplasmic reticulum.